UUGGUCAGAUAGGACACACAGGGAUACAGAGUCCCUAAGCACAUUGUUUUGUACAUGUUACAUUUCUGUUCAUUUUUUGUAAUUGCUAUUUUCUACCUAUGGCUACUUUCUUUCAUUUAUUUAUGUGUGUGUGUGUGAGUGUGUGUGUGUGUGUGUGAUUGCACACCUUAAUGGUGUGCUAUCUUGGCCAGGUCUCCCUCAAAAAAAUGAUUUUAAUCUCAAGGGUCUGGUUAAAUGAAGGUUAAAUAAAUAAAUAAAGGAACUAGAGACAAUUAAAGGAUUAUAUAGUCCUCCCCUCAUUAGCAAGGAGGGAUUGAAUUGGGGCAGAUUCAACUGAAGUAGCUGUUCUGAGGUCCCAUAAUGAUCUAAACUUGCUGAAUGUCUGUUCUGAGAGCCAAACCUUUAUGAGCAAUGUGUGAGUGCGAGAGGCAGAGAGAAAGGGGAAAUUGUGUGAAUGGCUUCAUGAGUGUGUUCAUUGCUUAAGAACCUAUCGAUCGGCAGCAGCUUUUGUUCAGGCGGCGUAACUACAUGGUCUUGGGAGGCAGAAAAAGCCGCAGGCAGUAGGCAGAGCAGGUACAGCAGACGGCUGUAACUUAUAACUCCCAGGCUCCUCUGGGACUUUGACUCUCUCUGUGUUUAAAGGUCUGGGAAUUGUGGUUAUUGUUCUCAGCUGUGUGGUCACCACCAUCACUGGCCUUUCCAUGUCUGCCAUUUGUACUAAUGGUGUGGUCAGAGGAGGAGGAGCCUACUACUUGAUAUCUCGCAGUUUGGGACCAGAGUUUGGCGGGUCGAUUGGCCUAAUUUUCGCCUUUGCCAAUGCAGUGGCUGUAGCCAUGUAUGUGGUGGGAUUUGCUGAGACUGUUGUCGAGUUGCUUAAGGAUAAUGCUGCCAUCAUGGUGGAUGAAAUAAAUGACAUCAGAAUCGUUGGCUGUAUUACAGUGGUGUUGCUGUUAGCCAUAUCAGUUGCUGGAAUGGAAUGGGAGGCCAAGGCACAGAUUGUUCUACUCAUUAUCUUGCUGGUGGCCAUAGUGAACGUAUUUGUAGGAACAGUCAUUCCUGCAACCGAUGAUAAGCAUUUCAAAGGCAUCUUCAAUUAUAACUCGAAAAUCUUCUUAGAGAAUUUUGGUCCAGAUUUUCGAGAGGGUGAGACAUUUUUUUCAGUUUUUGCCAUUUUUUUCCCCGCUGCAACCGGAAUCCUGGCUGGAGCCAACAUCUCUGGCGACUUGCGGGAUCCCCAAGCAGCCAUACCUAAAGGUACCUUGCUGGCCAUCCUGAUAACUGGUGCCACCUACCUGGCUGUGGCCCUCUGUGUCUCUGCCACUGUUGUCCGAGAUGCCACAGGAAACAUAACUGACCUCGUUACUGCUGGAGUACCAUGUACUGGUUCAGCAAUAGCUGCUUGUGAGCUUGGCUAUAAUUUCUCUUCCUGUGCAGUAGAAAAAUGCGGCUUUGGCUUGAUUAACAACAAUCAGGUGAUGACCAUGGUAUCUGGGUUUGGUCCCCUCAUCAUUGCUGGAACGUUCUCAGCCACUCUUUCAUCAGCCCUGGCUUCCCUUGUCAGUGCUCCCAAAGUCUUCCAGGCACUGUGUAAAGACAACAUCUACAAGAUCCUGCACUUCUUUGCCAAGGGAUAUGGCAAGAACAACGAGCCAAUCCGUGGCUAUGUCCUCACAUUUAUUAUUUCUGUGGCCUUCAUUCUCAUUGGUAAUCUCAACACCAUCGCUCCUAUCAUCUCAAACUUCUUCCUGGCAUCUUAUGCUCUCAUCAAUUUCUCCUGCUUCCAUGCAUCCUACGCCAAGUCUCCAGGUUGGAGACCAGCAUAUAAAUACUACAACAUGUGGCUAUCACUGAUGGGUGCAUUGCUCUGCUGUGUUGUUAUGUUUGUUAUCAACUGGUGGGCUGCUCUACUCACAUAUGGCAUUGAAAUCCUCCUCUACAUUUAUGUUACAGUCAAGAAGCCAGAUGUGAACUGGGGCUCAUCCACCCAGGCGGUGACAUUUGUGAGUGCAGUCAACAACGCUCUCUCUCUGUCUGGUGUAGAGGAUCAUGUCAAGAACUUCAGGCCUCAGAUCUUAGCACUGACAGGUUCAGCACGGACCAGACCAGCUCUCCUAGACUUGGCACACUCCUUCUCUAAGAACUAUGGACUCUGUCUCACCUGUGAAGUGUUUGUGGGCCCGAGGUCAGAGGCCCUGGAAGAGAUGAACGCUGGCAUGGAGAAGAACCAGCUGUGGCUUAGGAAAACCAAACGCAAGGCAUUUUACGCUGCUGUGGCCUGUGAGGACUUCAGAGAAGGGACUGAGAGCCUGCUGCAGGCUUCUGGUCUUGGCCGUAUGAAGCCUAACACAUUAAUUAUAGGCUUCAAGGGAAAUUGGAGGACUGCGGACACAGAGACAGUAAAGAGUUAUGUGGGAAUACUGCAUGAUGCGUUUGACUUUGAGUACGGGACAGUGGUGCUAAGGAUGAACCAGGGACUUGAUGUGUCGCACAUUGUUGAGGCAGAAGAGGAGAUGCUAAAGGCAGCAAGGGAGCAACAAGCACUGGACAAUGACAUGAUUCCGAAUGGAGGGAAAGCAAGAGGACUGUUCAGGAAGUCCAGGAAACCCUCUCAGCAAGUGCUCACGACCAGAGUGUCAGUCUGCGGCCCACCGCCCCCGCAGGUAGCCAAGAUGAAUGAGAGGCUGUUGGAGGCGAGUGCUCAGUUCAAGAAGAAACAGCCUAAAGGCACCAUUGAUGUGUGGUGGCUGUUUGACGAUGGAGGCCUUACACUGCUGCUCCCCUACAUCCUCACUACCAGGAAAAAGUGGAAAGACAGUAAAUUAAGGAUCUUCAUCGCAGGGCAGCCUGGACGCAGUGAGCUGGAUAAACAGGAGAUGAAGUCUCUGUUACAGAAAUUCAGAAUUAACUGCACUGACAUCAAUGUCAUUGAUGACAUCCAUGUCCAACCUCGCUCUGACAGCUUGAAGAAGUUAGAGGACAUGAUUGAGCCUUUCCGUCUGCGUGAGGAGUCUAAAGACAGUGAUCAGGCUGAAGCCAUACGGAGAGAGCAGCCCUGGAAAAUCACUGACGAAGAGUUGAGCACCUUUGAGGAGAAGACCAACCUCCAGGUGCGACUGAAUGAAGUGCUUCAGGAAAACUCCAAAUCAGCCAAUCUGAUCAUUGUGAGCAUGCCCAUUGCUCGUAAGGAAUCUGUCUCAGAUUUCCUCUACAUGGCCUGGCUGGACAUUCUGACAAAGGACCUUCCACCCACCCUGCUCAUUAGAGGCAAUCACAAGAGUGUGCUUACUUUCUACUCCUGAGGACUUUGAAAAACUGGUGUAUUUGGCGAAGGUACAAUAAAAACUAAUUUUCAGAUACAUCUAAAGCUUGUUAAUAUUUUGCCAUUAACCUGUUUUUAUCUCUUUGUCUGGUAUGUGCUGUUUCAUGAUAUCUUGCAGCAUGUUGUGAUUUGGCAAACAAUUACUUGUACUGUGUGAAGUUGCAGCCAGCUUGCCAGCAACGGAACCUCACACUGUACUACACUGUACCAGUGAAAACUUUUAACUGGUGCACUACACUCACAGUUCUCUAUGAAGGCUGUCAGUGAGGAACAAGACUAGUCUAAAUAAAGAAAAAGGCAUUUCUGACACCGAAUUUGUAAAUGUCAGACAGUCUGAAUGUGAAUGUAAGAGCAAAGUUUAAGCUCUUUGCAACAAUGGACAAGUAAGGAAAAAUGCUCAGAUAUUAUUAUAUGCAUAGAACAAAAACAAAAGCUCAUAAUUUGCGGUUAAAACAAAGUCAAAUCACACGUCUUCCUAACUUGGUCAGAUCAGUCCAAUGAACAAAGGCAGAGACACAGGCAGAGAUACUAGGCUGCUUUGUUACACUGCGUGACUGCGUUGCCUGCUGCUGUUAUUGUAAAAUAAAUGUAUAUAGUAGAUGUCUGAAUUCACUAGUGGAUAUUUUUUGAACAAAAAAACCUUUCAUGAAUGAUUAACAGCAUCCCUUCUUUUAAACUGUGGCAGUAAUGGUUUGAUUCUUUUUAAAACAUUAUUUGAUAUUUAAAAAAUACACUGCUAUUAUAAAGCUGUUUCCCUGCCUCAAAUUAUACUGUUUAAAUAUUCUUAAUGUUACUAUCACAGUACACUUUUGGUUUAAAGAAAUAUGAGUGAAAUAAACGAUUGUUAAGCCAA
This is a messenger RNA of Siniperca chuatsi (mandarin fish), 4172 nucleotides long. It is a transcript of the gene slc12a1, whose product is annotated as solute carrier family 12 member 1. The record is from RefSeq and is a predicted model, not a curated record. The transcript is spliced from 24 exons. NCBI's taxonomy places the organism in Eukaryota, Metazoa, Chordata, Actinopteri, Centrarchiformes, Sinipercidae. Gene Ontology annotation, molecular function: sodium:potassium:chloride symporter activity. The coding region runs from base 702 to 3299 and encodes 865 amino acids. Gene Ontology annotation, cellular component: membrane. Gene Ontology annotation, biological process: chloride ion homeostasis; sodium ion homeostasis; sodium ion transmembrane transport.